Molecule: messenger RNA, 669 nt
Organism: Cottoperca gobio
Lineage: Eukaryota; Metazoa; Chordata; Actinopteri; Perciformes; Bovichtidae
Gene: cox6b2
Product: cytochrome c oxidase subunit 6B2
Exons: 4
Coding region: 163-423 (86 amino acids)
Cellular component (GO): respiratory chain complex IV; mitochondrion
Source: RefSeq, a predicted model, not a curated record
AAAACAUUUCCGAAACCUGAAAACUGAAGUUAGGUUCAUGUCUGGUCAGCCGAUAUCCCAGCAUCCUUAGCGCGUCGACUAAGAAGGGUUUCCGGAGCGCACCGAGGACACAUCAAGAAACGUCCCAAGUAUCGUGUAGACGUGUGAUUGAAGCACAUAAAGAUGUCGGACACUAUUGAGGAUAAGAUCAAGAACUACAGGACGGCUCCAUUUGAUGCCCGAUUCCCCAACACCAACCAGACCCGCAACUGUUUCCAGAACUACCUGGACUUCCACAGGUGCAACAAGGCCCUCUCAGCAAAAGACCAGGAUGUGGCUCCCUGCGAUUGGUACCAGAAGGUUUACAAGACCCUCUGUCCCACGAGCUGGGUUUCCAAAUGGGACGACCAGCUAGAGGAAGGAAGUUUCCCAGGGAAGAUCUGAAAUCUGCAGCCGUGAAUCGAUCAGGACAGUCUACUGCAGGACAUUCUGUUACUUGCACCUUUACCUCUGUAGUGUGCCUAAGGACAUCUUCAAACAGCUAACGCAUCAUCAUCAUUGAUGUUACUGUUAACUUUCAAUGGAAACACGCACAACUUUUUACCCCGCAUGUUGAGGUCUGAAGUUUUCCCCGUCUCUAUUGCAAACUACUCUUCGGCUUCAAUAAAUACAGUGCAGAUUUAAUUAUAA